This is a messenger RNA of Anolis sagrei ordinatus, 6285 nucleotides long. RefSeq names its product MLLT6, PHD finger containing (gene MLLT6). Gene Ontology annotation, cellular component: nucleus. Gene Ontology annotation, molecular function: histone binding; nucleosome binding. The record is from RefSeq and is a predicted model, not a curated record. Gene Ontology annotation, biological process: regulation of transcription by RNA polymerase II. Lineage: Eukaryota; Metazoa; Chordata; Lepidosauria; Squamata; Anolidae.
UGAUCUGUCAAAGCAGGCAACGCAACGUUACAGAUAAUAGGAUUUAAGGGAGGGAGAGAUCUCCCCCCUCCUUUUUUUUCUAAAUCUUUCCUUUUCUCCCCCUCUCCUUUUGGUCCUCGCUCCAUAUUGAACAACGGCGCGGCAAGCUCGGACGCUUUGCUGGCUGGCCAGACUUGGGGUUGCCCGCUUCCCUUCCUUUGGAUGAAGACGGAGAGAAAGGGAGGAGGAGGAGGAGGAGACAAGGGGAGCGAGAGGGCGAUCCACGCAAGACGGCGGCGGGGAGCGGGCCGAGAGGCAGGCAGCCGAGACGUUUCCCUCUCCUCUCUUUCCCUGCGAAGUGUGGCAGCUGUUCCUGAAGCGAAGACUUCGCAGGAGGCGCGUGGAGCCAUGAUUGCUGGCUUGUAAGGCUGCGCGACGUUGUGUGCGUGGUGUGUGUGCCUUGCCCAGUUGCCGGCGGCGUGCGCGUGUGUUUGCGCGCGUGUGGAUGCGGCGGCGGCGCUGCUGCUGCUUUGGCCCAGCCACAACAAUGUGGAUCCCGCAAAAGAUGAGGAAUUGAGGAGAGAGAAAGGAGAGGAGAAGAGCGGACGCGUGCUUGGAAACAACACCCCGGAGGAUCGUGGUUAUUUCGAAGGAGGGAGGGGGGGAUCCACAACGAAGAAACUUAUGGAAGAAUGAAGGAGAUGGUGGGUGGCUGCUGCGUCUGUUCUGACGAGCGGGGCUGGGCGGAGAACCCCUUGGUCUACUGCGAUGGGCACGGCUGUAACGUCGCCGUGCAUCAAGCAUGCUAUGGAAUUGUACAAGUUCCCACCGGACCAUGGUUCUGUCGAAAAUGUGAAUCCCAAGAAAGAGCCGCCAGGGUGAGGUGUGAGCUGUGUCCCCAUAAAGACGGAGCACUGAAGCGGACCGAUAAUGGAGGCUGGGCCCAUGUCGUCUGCGCUCUGUACAUCCCCGAGGUGCAGUUUGCUAAUGUUCUCACCAUGGAGCCUAUUGUCCUCCAGUAUGUUCCCCAUGACCGGUUCAACAAGACUUGUUAUAUCUGUGAAGAGCAAGGCAGGGAGAGCAAAGCAGCCUCCGGAGCCUGCAUGACUUGCAACCGUCACGGCUGUCGGCAAGCCUUCCAUGUCACUUGUGCUCAGAUGGCUGGGCUCCUGUGUGAAGAAGAGGUCUUAGAAGUCGACAAUGUGAAAUACUGUGGAUACUGCAAAUACCACUUCAAUAAAAUGAAGACGUCACGCCAUCCUGGAAGUGGCCCUUUCAAUACAGUAAGGAGGAGCCGGUCACCGUCACCUGCUCAAGAGAAGCACGUGCCCCACCAUGAGAAACCAAAGAAGAGCCGGAAAGACAAGGAACGGCCCAAACAGAAGCACAAGAAGCAUUCAGAAUCACCCACCAGUCUCACGCUGUCCUCCCCACCCAUUGUCCCUGAGAAGCAGAUUUCCACCAAUCAUCUCGAGAGCAGUAAAGAAACAUCGGAGGUCAUCAGGUCGGAGGUGAAAGGCAAAAAGUCUUCAAGCCAUGGCACAAGCCACAAGGCCAAGAAGUCGGGAAGUGGGAAAAGCUCAACGGGUUUUGUAUCAUCAUUGUCUUCCAGUGGGACAUUUCCACCUGCAGGUACCUCAUGCAGCUCCUUGCCAUUCUCCCAGGACUUUGUGACCUUCCCGAAGCUUGAGCAGCAGCAGCCCACAUCAGAAGACGAAAAGUACCGCAAACCUGUCUCUUCCUCCUCGUCUUCCGCGCAUUGCUCUCCAUUAUACGAAGGGCAGAAGAGCGACAUCUUUGAGCAGAAAGUGAUCUUCUCGGGCUUCGGCUCCAUCAUGCGCUUCUCCACCUCAGCCAUCAGCCAGCAGAAAGCCCGUGACGCUUCACCUGUGGACUACAAGGCCUCCAACUCUCUUGGUGGCCCAACUGGGGGGAGUGUUGGCAGUGGCAGCAGCAGUGGGAGUGUUGGCGGUGGCAGCGGCAACAGCCACAAAAGAAUGCCGUCCCUCAAUGUGGAAGAGGGAGAAGUCCUGAAAGAAAAAAAGCACAAAGCCAACAAGAAGAGCAAGCAUGGUCCAGGCAGGCCAAAAGGGAGCAAGAACAAGGAAGUUCUGGGAGCCCAGCUGGUUGGGUCCACGGCUACCUCCUCCUCACCUUUCUCUGCGGGAUCCCUGGUCAGCUCCAGCAUUGGUGGAUCCUCACGGGCUUUCAGCCAUGCAGCAGCUCUUCCAAGCCUCAGUCUGGAAUCUCCGCUCUUGGGUUCAGGGAUCUAUACAAGCAACAAGGACCCCAUUUCACAUGGGGGUGGGGUGCUCAGGACUGUGUGCAGCACUCCUCUCUCUUCCAGCCUUCUGGCUCACCAAGGCACUUCUUCACUCCCCCAGCUUACUCGCUCACCCUUCGCUAGCACCAUCCCGGCCUCCUCAUCCUCUUCUGUAUCCACUACCCAGGUUUUCUCACUGGCAGGUCCUACAUUCAGUCUCCCUUCCUCACACAUCUUCGGAAGUCCACUCACCUCUGGGCUGUCUAUGAACCCACUGCUAAACCAAUCGGAAAACAACCGAACAGAACCGGAUUUGGAAGACUGUAAUUUUGCCUGUCGAGGAUCAUCACCCCAAGAAAGCCUUUCUUCCAUGUCCCCAAUUAGUAGCCUUCCCACCCUCUUUGACCAGACAGUGGCAACAAACAGCGGGCAGCUGGAAAAUGUCCCCCAGGCUACACCAAACAUUGAGCAGCUCCUGGAGAAACAAGGCAACGGGGAAGCUGGCGUCAACAGUGAGUCCCAGAGAAACUGCCUUGAAGGGACCCUUUGGUUGGCUGAGGCUGGGAUUAAUCAAGUGGAGGGACAAACCACAGCACCUGUUGUAGAAAUGCUCAAAGCUCUUCAUUCACUGCAGAAGGAGAACCAACGCCUCCAGGAGCAGAUCAUGACUUUGGCAGCUAAAAAGGAACGCUUGCAGCUUCUGAAUGUCCAGCUCUCUGUUCCUUUCCCAAUGGUCACCACCAGCAAUGGACCCUCAGGCCAAGCGCAUUAUAUCUUAGCCCCUAAUGUGUGCAACAGUGACUCUCUGAGUAUCACCAAGAGCCCUCCCUGCAAGAACAGCUUUGGCAUGGAAAACUCUCUCUCGACAUCCUCCGAGGAUCCUCACUCAGGUUGCCCGAGCCGAAGCAGCUCCUCCCUCUCCUUCCACAGCACGCCUCCCCCGCUGCCCAUGUUGCAACAGAGCCCUGCCUCCCUCUCACUGGUUACUGGGGUCCAGCAACAGCAGUCGCAGCAGCAGCCACCAGUGAAUGGUUUGGCCAGGACAAUGGGGAAUAUCCAUGGUGGAGUCACAACUUCCAAUCAUAGCCUGAUGGAGGGUCUCCUUGGGAGCCUCGCAGGAGGGCAGCAAGUUCCCAUCAACGGCAUUUUAGGAGGCCUGAAUGGAGCAAUAGCCGCCCAGACACAGAAUCCCCUCUUGGCACAGACCAGUGGUCACCCAAACCUGCAGCUUUCCACCAGCCAAAGCAGCACGCCCAACGCCACUCACCUGACAGAGCACCAGAGGCAACUCCUCAGCCAGCAUGAACUCCAACUGCAGCAACUCCAGCAGCUCUUGACCUCACAGCCACUCAGCCCAGAACAGCAGGCGCUGGUGUUUCAGAUGAUUCAACAAAUUCAACAGAAAAGGGAGCUGCAGAGGCUCCAGAUGACCAGCAACUCGCAACUGCCCAUGACCGGUCUGGGGACAGCCACCUCCGCCUCCCUUCUCCAUUCCAACAACACUGUGCCAUCUGCUGCCAACAGCACCCUCCUUUCCUCCAUCUCCCCCCAGCAGCUCAACUCAGCCAGUUCUUUGAUGGCUUCUUCACCACUCAGCACACAUGGGAACAGUCUCAUGUCAUCUGCAGCAGGGGCUACUAUCCCACCUGUCCUGGCGGCACAAACAAACCCUUUCCUCAACCUGCAGGGUGAUGGCAGCAGCCAAAAAGGAAUGAGCAUGAAUGAAAAGGGAGGUGCCCCUGUCCAGGACAAGGGAUAGCUUUGGCAACACCAGGACAUUCUCUGCCAUAGGAAAUUCUCUUCCCUGAGCCAUGGAUCCCAAAACGUAGAGCAACCACCUGAUGCCAGACUUCUGAGAAAGUCUGCUUUGCCACGGGGCAGAACAACACCAAACGGAGGUGCAUUGGGAGUCUAUGUUCCUUGGUUCUGUCCUCUUUCUGAAGGAGGCAAGUGGAGUAAACCCUCCCCUCCCUGACUGGCUAUAUCUGCUGUGCAGCACUUACUUCAUGACAAGUUGCACUUCAGGGGAAAUGGGGAAGCAGUCUGCUAAGAGAAAUCCCCUGCAAAGAUAGGCGCUGUGAGAUGUGACCGUGUCAUCUGCAGAAGAGGACACUUCCCAACCAAGGCAGAAAGAUGCAGCCACAGUGAUCGGGGGACAAGAUGGGACUUCUGAGGUCUCCAAUACGUACGUAACAGGGUGAAGUUGAGAAGCUCUUCUUUGGAGGGAGAGAGAUACAGAAACAAGAGCUUUGCUCCCAAGAGGAAACAAAGGGGCCAAUGGAUAUGGCUUUGUUGACUCUUGCUGGGAUGUGGUUCUGGUCGUAGAAAAGCCAGCACAACAAGAACAGUUAUCUCGGUUCUCCCAAGUCUCUGCCAGUCUUACAUUUUAACAAUGGCCUUCCUUGCUUGGACAAGAUGCUUCUUUUCCUCACCUUCAGGAGCCUUGUGUGUGUGGAGCAGGGCCUCAGAUCAAGCGGGCCAUGACAACGAGAGCUUCCUCCUCACAUUACUAGCCCAAAGGGCUCUGGGCAGCUAUUCUGUCAUUCCCUUGUCAACGUGUUUUUGUGGGAAAACAAAGAAACUGGUGAGAUAGCACAGGAAGACUCCAUUUGGAAAAUGCCGAUGUCCAAACCUGCUUCUGCCUCUUAAGUAGGCAAUUGCAUGUUGAAAUUCUUGUCUAGAAGCACUCAAUCUAUGUUCACCUUUGUAGUGAACUUUCUAGCCACUUAAAAAGAUGUUUUCCUACUUAGACCAGCCACUCCAAAGCCAACACCAAAGAAGCAGGGCCAGGACUUUAUCUAUGGGCAGGAGUUGUUUCUUCCAUCUCCAGGUAGCUCUGUUCAGAUAAACAAAAACAUCUUCCAUCCCUAUCUCCAGAACUAGGCUCGGUCAGAUCAUAGAUAAUGGAGAAUAUUGGUCUUCCCACCAACUUUAAGACCUCAUUUACCUCUGGUAACCGAUGGCCGCAGCAAAAGCAUUCAUUCCCUUCUUCUUAAAGCAGUUUUUGAAGCAUGUCAAGAUGAGAUGAAAUGGGAAUCGUGGUCGGUUGUUUUAAGCAACCUGAGCCAUCCCUAUCUUUUGCUGGAUAAAUGCAGAUUUUUCAAGGAAGCAAGACGCCAGGUGACUGGGGGAAAAAAAAACACCUACAAACUUUAAAAAGCUUUCCUGCCUUCAGUCAUUUUAGGCACAUCUCCACCACCUCUUCCAAUUUGCACUAUUUUCAAACACUGGUGGUGGGCAUGUGCAGAUGACUCCCAAGUAUGACCACUGCUGUUUAAAAAAUCUUUUUAUUUUCCCCUAUGUGGUUUUGCUUUGCUUUCUUCUGCUUUGUUAUUUUUUAAUGAAAAGAAGAAAAAUUCUCACCACAUGGUUGAGCUGGAUGCGAAGGGAAAAAGAAAAGAGAGAAAAGAGGAAGUGGUUUUCAAGGAUGUGCUCUUUUUAAUUCACCCGUGCAGAUGUGUUUGGCUUCAACUUUUGUGCGCGAAUGUGGGGUUUAGUUUUGCAGUGUGUAUGUGUGGGAAUUUGUUUUUAAAAGAAAGCUACUGGAAACUAACAAAAGCAGCAGCGAUUCCAAAUGGACCCUUCCCUUCUUUUCACUUGUGGCAGCUCCUGCAUAAAUGAAAAUGCAGUCGAAAAUCGAAACGACCCCUUCCAUUCUCCCUUCUCUUUGGCGAGGCAUUAGCAAACGUGACAGAUAGAAGCUAUUAUCAGUGGAAUGCACUUAAGCUUUCGAUAGCACUCACCUCUCUCAAGCACUCAGGCCAGUGUUUCGGCCCCAUUCCAGAUCAAUUUUUGUCCUUUGCUGUCUUGGUGGCAUUGUUCUUGGCCUCUUGUCGAGCUGCCAAUGAAUGCUUCCAUAUGGAGAACUCUCCUCAGUUUCAGUCAAGACAUUGUGCAACUAGUCUGCCUGUUCCUCCUUAAAAGAGUAUUAUUAUUAUUAUUAUUAUUAUUAUUAUUAUUGGAGCCCCCGGUGGCACAGUGGGUUAAACCCCUGUGCCGGCAGAACUGAAGACCGACAGGUUGCAAGUUCGAAUCCGGGGAGA